Molecule: messenger RNA, 708 nt
Organism: Mesorhabditis belari
Lineage: Eukaryota; Metazoa; Nematoda; Chromadorea; Rhabditida; Rhabditidae
Source: the annotation of a GenBank genome assembly
AUGGCGCCCAACUUGAAGAAAGUUUUUGAAAAAUUGGAUGAUCUCCCCGCUGCGGUGCACAAGACAAGUAACGAGCUUCGAGAGCUUGACACGAAGGCUGAAAACACAAUGAGGACGGCAAAAAUAAAGCUUAACGAUCUGCUUAAUAGCCAUGCGAAGCACAACAAGGAACAGCAUUUAAAGAUCUACAAAGAAAUCCAUGAGUUGCUCAAAAGCGCCGAAAGAAUGCAUUCUCGCAAAAUUCACUUGGCUGAGAAGCAAUACGAUAUGAUCGAUGGUAAGAUUAACAAUUUGGAUCGUGACUGGGCCGAGUUUCUUGAUAUGCAACGGCAAACAGCAAUAGAUGAGAAAAAUCGCUUAUACGAAGCCGCCGCCGAGUUGGAACCAUCAUCACUGAAGCGUAAACCAGCCAGCUCGCGAAAGGAAAAGAAAAACGAAGACUAUAAAGCAAUUCGAAUGGCAAAUAUAAGUGCCGCACAACACAAAUCGUUCGAAUUGGUACCACUCCCUCAACACGUUGUAGAUAUGCCAAUUGAUCCAAACGAACCAAGAUACUGCACAUGCAAUCAGGUAUCAUUUGGCGAAAUGGUGGGAUGUGAUAACAAGAAUUGUAAAGUCGAAUGGUUCCACUUUCAAUGUGUCGGUUUGACGGAACCUCCUACUGGAAAAUGGUUUUGUGAAGCGUGCUCGCAAGCCCGGAAGAAAAAG